Lycium ferocissimum is the source of this 1530-nucleotide messenger RNA. RefSeq names its product COBRA-like protein 4. Gene Ontology annotation, cellular component: plasma membrane. NCBI's taxonomy places the organism in Eukaryota, Viridiplantae, Streptophyta, Magnoliopsida, Solanales, Solanaceae. Gene Ontology annotation, biological process: cellulose microfibril organization; plant-type cell wall cellulose biosynthetic process. The record is from RefSeq and is a predicted model, not a curated record. The transcript is spliced from 6 exons. The coding region runs from base 138 to 1382 and encodes 414 amino acids.
CACAUUGACUUAGAUAUGCUAAGUCGAAUGUUUAGCAUAGUUUAUUGCUAGACCAUUUCUUCUUUCUUACACAUCUCUUAUUGCUGCUGAAGAUAAACGCUUCUAAUUUCUAGAGUAAUUUUACAUAUUUUGUCACCAUGGAGUCCAAGAUCUUUUGGAACUUAUAUGCCUUUAUGCUUCUUGUGCUAUGUUCUGGUGCAGCUGCUUAUGACGCAUUGGAUCCGAAAGGAAACAUAACAAUCAAAUGGGAUGUGCUUUCUUGGACCCCUGAUGGUUAUGUGGCAGUGGUGACAAUGAACAAUUUCCAAAUGUAUCGUCCGAUAAUGAGCCCUGGAUGGACUUUAGGAUGGACAUGGGCAAAGAAUGAGGUAAUUUGGGCCAUGUCGGGAGCACAAGCUACUUAUCAAGGGGACUGUUCAAAGUUUAGAUCCAACAUUCCUCAUAGCUGUGAGAAAAAUCCUGCAAUUGUUGAUUUGCUGCCAAAUACCCCUUAUAAUCAGCAAGUUGCUAAUUGCUGCAAGGGUGGCGUUUUAGCAUCGAGGGGAAAGGACCCUUCUGCUUCUCUCUCUGCAUUUCAGAUUAGCGUUGGCGCUGCUGGGACUACAGAUAAAACAGUGAAACUUCCCAAAAAUUUCACUUUGGUGGCUCCAGGUGGUGGCUAUAUUUGUGGUCCUGCAAAAAUUAUCCGUCCCACUUUUUUCAUCACGCCUGAUGGUCGACGAGUAACAAGGGCUUUGAUGACAUGGAGAGUGAUUUGCACUUAUUCUCAGUUCUUAGCCUCUCCGAUACCAACAUGUUGUGUCUCCUUGUCUUCUUUUCACAAUCGAAGUAUCACCCCUUGCCCUUCCUGUUCUUGUGGUUGCCAAAACAGUAGCAACUGUAUCGUGAAGACACCGAGUGGAAAAGGAAUAAGUGUGCUAAAUAAAGUAAAUGAGGCAGUGCUGCAAUGCACAAAACACAUGUGCCCUAUCAAUGUGCAUUGGCAUGUUAAAUCAAACUACAAGAAGUAUUGGAGAGUGAAGAUCACCAUCACAAACUUCAACUAUCGAUUCAACUAUACACAAUGGACACUCGUCGUUCAACAUCCAAACCUCAACAAUGCUACUCAAGUUUCUAGCUUUUUGUACAAGCCUCUCAUGCCCAACCCAUCAACCAAUGAUACUGCCUUGUUUUAUGGAAGAGAAUCAUAUAAUGAUAUCCUGAUGCAAGCUGGACCAAAAGGAAAUGUCCACUCAGAUCUAACACUUCAGAAGGAUGGAAAAACAAUUGCACUAAAGAAAGGAUGGGCUUUCCCUCGGAGGGUCUACUUCAAUGGCAAUCUCUGUGUGAUGCCAUCUCCUGAAUCUUAUCCAUAUCUUCCAAACUCUGCUGGCACCAGAUAAGGAGCAUUGUCCAACUUUUUUUCCCGGAAGGUUGUAACUAGUGAUAAAUAUUCAAGAACAGGAAUGUAAUAUGAGUAUUGACAAAUUCCAGAAGUUGUUGUAGACUUUGAAAAAUAAGGUGUUUAAUCAGAGCACACUGAAACCAUUA